CGAAGCCUGUUGCAACUACGUCUAUGUGGCAAGUCGUAUAGGUUGCCCGAUGACUGUCAGUAUUUUUCAACGCCGCACACAUCGGACAUGUGUGUAGAUAUAUAAAUUCAUAGCGGACAAAAGCCGCAAGAGCGAAAGAGAGAGAAACAGAUUCCACAUGCGUGUAAAAAACGCUUACACGCAUAAGGAAAAAAUCGGGGUCGCGAUAAGGCUAAUAAGGUAAAAAAAACAGGCCUCUCCGCCGCCACUACAGUGCACCACGAAUUGUGAUACGCGCACGCGUUUUUCAUUUCUCUCUCUCUUUCCAAGCGACUCGUGGCCACGAAAAACAGAAACUAAUAUUAAGUAACCGAAAAUGCGGCUAGAGAAAGUUCUAGUAUCUACGCGGCGGUAACAGUUUUUCGUGUUUUGUGUACGAAAUUUGAGUGUGCAUUGUCACUCAGCGCAGUUUCUCCACGUGUAUAUAACCGCUUAUCGCUUAAUAAUGUAAUUGCAGUAGUACAUUUAUACCGGCGAAGUGUUUAUCUGCCUCGACGAAAUUUGGAGACAAAGAUCUUGAAUAACAUCAAUGUUACGCUCUUAUCUAUCAAAAUGCCAGGGCAUUGGAGAAGAUAAUUUUGCAGAAUUAUAAUAAAGUUUCUGCCUUGAUUGAAGUAUAUUGAUGUGAUUUAGAAUUAUUGUAUCUUUUCAAUUCUUUCUUACUGAUUAACUGCAAAAGAAGAUUAAAGUAAAAAAAUACGAUACAAUUAAAAGCAAAAUGAGUACAAUGCAAAAUUCAAACCUAAUAGCUGCUGCAGUAGGAGCAGCUAUUGGGGUCAUUAGUGUGGCUACAGUUUUUAUCUACAACAAAGUACUGGAAAGACAACAACGUGCUGCUAUGAAAACCAACAUAGAUAGAGUUAAUCGCAAAGUUUCAGAAUUACAAGCUGAAUUAGAAGAACUGAGAGCACAACAAGCUAAUUUACAGAAAAAUAGAAGUAAGAAGAGAUUUAUCAGAAGACAAGUGUAUUCUAAUGAAAAUACCUACACUGGAACAGAAGAAGUUGAUCUUGAUACUUUUUCAACAGCUGGUACUGACAUUGGUGACGAUGAAUUUUUUGACUGUUCAGAUGAUGAAGGGGAAAUUGAUUUAGGCAAUUGGACAAAUGAAGGAAUAGUAAAUCAGAAGACAGAGCUUUUAAAACUUGACCAGGAAAGUGAGGAUAAAUUUCAAUUUUUUGUGCAUUACCAAAAAGUAAAAAAUUUACUGCAAGAAAAUCCAAAUGAUGUAGAAAUUGUAUGGAGGUUUUCUAGAGCUUGUUAUAAUUGUUCUAUUCAAUCUGAUGAUUAUGAUAAACAGAAGGAAUACAUCUUUGAAGGAUGUGAAAUUUGCGAAAAAAUUCUUCAUAUAAGAGAUGGUAAUUUAUAUAAAUGGUAUGCGAUUCUUUUGGGGCUUAAAAGUAAAUAUUUACCUACAAAAGGUAAAAUUGAAUACGGCUGUCGCUUCAAAGAAUACGUGGAAAAAGGUUUAGAGUUAUGUCCCGAUGAUAGUCUUCUUCAUCAUCUGUUGGGAAGAUUCAAGUAUGAAGUUUCUGAACUGAGUUGGUUAGAAAGAAAGGUUGCUGCUACGCUAUUCGCCGAGGUGCCAAGUGGAACGUACCAAGACGCGAUUCCACAUUUUGAAACUGCCGAAAAACUUGCUCCAAAGCCACAUCACGAAAACAGACUGUUUCUUGGAAAAAGUUACAUUGCUAUCGGCAAUUAUAAAGAAGGUGUCUCGUGGCUCAGAAAGAUUCGUGAAUGUCCGUCCGACAGCGACGAAGACGCUGAAAUUCACGAAGAAGCAAGGCAACUUGCCGAAAGAUAUGCGAAUUACAACGCAUAGCUGUGUCGAUUUCUUGUACUUGUUCAUUCCAUAAUACAUGAAUACGCGAUUAUACAUGAUUUGUUAGAUAAAAAAAAUUUCAAUGUUCUACAAAUUACAGUGCACAGUGAGGAUAGCUUAUUAUGUGAUUCGUAAACAAAAUGAUUGUUUGUGAAUAAUUGUACAUACACGUUGGGAUAAAUCAAUCGUGUCAAAGGUUUUUUGUAAAGCAUCGUUAAUUUAAAUGAGUAGACUUUACUAUCACGUUGAUUUAAAAUUAAUGAUUGUUAUAACUUACUUUACGUCACGUUAUUAUACACAGAUAAAUUCUAUUUAUAUCGGAAUCUUAUUGAAAGGGACAUUAGAAAAAACUAUUGACAAUAUUUCUUAUAAUGCACGGUUAUAUUAUACGGCAGAAUGGUGAAAGUUUAAUGGUGCUGAAAAAGUUUUUCUUCGCUUGUAAAUGGUUAUGAUAGUAUAUAUUUGCAAAUUUCUUUGUUUACACGAGAUAUCAUGUUAAUGACGAAUCAAAGCUCAACGUGGGAAGGAUUUGAAAUUGUAAAGUGUUGUAUUGUUUACAUAUUGACACAAGUGAUCAGAAAGAACAAACAAAAUCGCAUCAGUACAUCUGUUCAUAUAAUAAUUUAAAUCACAUCAUACAAAGUUAAAUUUAACGUUGAAAUGAGCAAUUUCAUAGUAACGAUUUGCUAUUGUACGACUGAUCAUUGACGUGAAAAUAAUAAUAAAAUGGAUCUUUUACUCGAA
Messenger RNA from Phymastichus coffea, 2608 nucleotides. Its product is annotated as regulator of microtubule dynamics protein 1-like. The transcript has 7 exons. The record is from RefSeq and is a predicted model, not a curated record. The coding region runs from base 758 to 1864 and encodes 368 amino acids. NCBI's taxonomy places the organism in Eukaryota, Metazoa, Arthropoda, Insecta, Hymenoptera, Eulophidae. Gene Ontology annotation, cellular component: spindle microtubule; cytoplasm; mitotic spindle pole. Gene Ontology annotation, molecular function: microtubule binding.